CUUCCUCGCCACAAGCGCUUGCUGGCAAGUGCCUCUUCUUGCCUUGGCCUCCAUCUCUUGGCUGAGAGGCAUGACCACCACCAGCAGCAGCAGCAGCGGGCAGCGCAGUGAAUCUGAUGCAUCUUUGGAAGACAAAGAGACAGGUCUUAUACCAGAUAGAUGCAGGUCUAAAGAUAAGGAUGAAGACUGUGAUCAAGACAAUUCAUUGGGUAACAACAGUUCUGAAAGUGAUUCGGAAAGCAGCUCUGAAAGUGAUUCUGAUACCAAUGAGGCAGAUGCAGAGGAACCAAAUGAGGAUCUUGAAAAGAAAGAACCACAGUUAGUUUGUGUUGAAUCAGAGGUGAACAUCCAGCAACACUGUGAACAAUGCAAGAUCCGACAAGGGCAACAAGAACAAGUAACCCCAAGAAGACUGUCUAGAGGACAACUCUGGUUGAAGUUGCAUGGUGAAGGAGUUUAUCAGUGCACCAUCACAGGGUUGAUCUUUGAAGUAACCAAAGCUGCUAUCAUUAAAUAUUCCCUUUUGUCUUGGACCAAAUAUGCUGGAUAUAUUAAGGAACCCUGGAUAAUUGUGGGUCCAAUAUUUGAUGUCAAAUGUACAACACCAUCUGUUCUUACUUCCAUUCAGUUUCCACAUACUCUUUGCCUUAAUGACCAUUUAACUGAUGUAACCUUCAAUGUGUUCCACUUCAAAAAUAAUGGUCCAGAAUUUGAAUGUUCUGUUGAUCACUCAGCCACACACAUCAAGUGGAAUGUGAGCUCAUUGUCUCCUGUUGGACCAGUAAUUGAGAAAUAUGAUCCAGUAUAUUACCAUGGUGUUGUCAUUUUAUACAAAGUUGUCAGUAACCUACCUUCCUUGGAAUUCCGUGUGUAUAUGGCUAGUAAUAACAGCUCAGUUAUAAAGGAUGUGUCAAAAUCUGUGAAACGUUCUCCUAAUACAUUCAUUAAAAUUGAGAAACCCCCUUGUCAUAAAUUACUCCAAGGUGGAAAGAAAUACAGAUUACUUAGUGAUCCAGAAGUUGAUAUAACCCCUGAGGAAAUUGAGUUUGGUGAUCACUCUUCCCUAGCAGAGAAACCAUUUUUUGAGGUAUAUGUGGAACAGCCAGUGGAACUUACAUUAUCUUUAGUGGACUUGGAAUCUGAAGAAACUGUAUGGAAAGCAAAGCUAAGAGAAAGUGACUGGACUGUACCUAGCCAGAAUAACAACAAGCCAAAAAGAAUCUGUAAUGGCGUCAAGAGACGAAAAUCCAGUACCAGUCUUUCAGGAGAUGAGCUUUGCAAUAAACGGCUAAAGGGUGAUACUGUUCCAGAUGGCGUUAAAACUAAAAUAGUGUUAACUGAUCAGCAGCUGAUGAUUCUUGCAAAGAAGAUGGGUAAAGACUGGAAAGUCAUUGGUAUUCAAUGUCUUAAGUUGUCUGUUGAAGAUAUCGAGCAGAUUGAGGCAAAGGAUGAAGAUGUCAAUAUAUAUAAAUGUAUGAUGUUGCGGAAAUGGAGGGACUCUGAGCAAAAUAAUGGAACUGCCCAAAGUCUCUAUGAGUGUCUAAAAGAUGAUGCAUCUUAUGAAGUGCUAGAAAUUCUGAAAGGUUUUUUAGAGCAGACGUGAGCUUGGAAACAGCUUGAAGCCGGGGGAAAAUAGAAACUUCAGGAAUACUCUUUGACAAUUUUCCAAGUAAAUGAAAUGGGAAUUUGUUGUAAGCUGCCAACACUGAGAAUUCUAACUUUUUUUUCUGAAGAGAAGAUUAUACAUAUAAUCUUUUGAUAGUAAUGUUUUGAACCAUAUUUGGACAAUAUUAAAAUUGUCAGAUUGUUUUCAAACUGUGUAUAAAACAGACCUCAGGUAUCUCUCAUAAGAAGCUCAUAAGAAGAACAGUAAAACAGAAAACUUCCUGAUUAACAUUACUUAUCUUCUGCAAUAUGCAGUUGCAGAGGAUGAUGGACACAUUCUUGAGUAUACUUUCUGUCCUGAGCAGACAGAACAGAUACGGCACUAGGGCUGGCUCUAGCUGUUGUUUUAUUUUUGUUUUUUAAUGGAAAAUACUGUCCAGUGCACUGUGUUCAGCUUGUCAGGUAGUCCAGCUUCUAGAUCAAGAAAAACUAAAUUAUUUGCAAUUUCAGAAGUCUGCAGAACUACUACUUGUGACUUUUUUAAUUUGUAUAAUCUGGUUUUGUUAGAUGUGGAGAAGGCAAUGAUGCAGAGCAAUGCAGCUGAAUCAGUGGAACUAUUUAGAUUUGAUUUCUGAGAUGUUUACAAGAUGUCACACAAGAGCCAGAAACUUCCUUUUUUACUACGGGCAACAACAACAGUAAUAAUGCACAAGAGAUUUUCAGGAAUGUCGAUUUAGUUCUGGAAUUGUGAUGUACACACAGCCCUGAUCACUAUCCAUUUCCAAGAGGUUUCUAAUAAUAUUGGAUAAAUUUAAUGGCAAAAAAAGAUGCAAAAUACUACUUGGAACAAAGCUUUGGAUUCUUGUGGAGUAAUGUAAGACCAGUUCUACAAUCAUAGAGAAACAUAUUAAAGCGGAUAAGCAGAGGUAGAUUGUAUGAAUGCACACCUUUUAAAAGGCCCAGAUAGCCUAUGAACCACUUCUGUGUGAAGGGAAUUUACAUGUUGGUCCUCAAAUAUCACUGAUUUCCUGUGAGGUAGAAUUCAGAAAUAUAGCCAUGUUAGUCUGGAGAAUCAAUACGUAGAGAAAUCUUAUAGAACCUUUGAGAAUAACAGAAAGAAAGAAUUUGGCAGAUGCACUGAAGUCUAUGAAAGCUCAUGCUGCUAAUUUCUUUCAGUUAGUCUCAAAGGUGCUACAAGAUCUCUCUAUGUACUAAUUUCCUGUGAGAUGCAUUUGUUGUACAGAUAGAUUGUAAAGUCUUUAAAUAGAUUGUCUAUCUUUUGUUUUUAUACAAAUUAGCUAUGUUUUAAUAGAUUAGCUAUGUUUUAUGUUAUUUUUUUGCAUUGACAUUAAAUUGUGUUUAUAUGUACAAAUAAAAAAACUUUUUCUAUGUUUAAUUGAAAUCAAAUAAGCAUUUGUUAAAGUGGUAUGAACAAACAGGAAAACUGUUUGAGGAAUUCACCCUUU
Sceloporus undulatus (fence lizard) is the source of this 3071-nucleotide messenger RNA. RefSeq names its product NACHT, LRR and PYD domains-containing protein 1a-like. The coding region runs from base 71 to 1603 and encodes 510 amino acids. Gene Ontology annotation, cellular component: THO complex part of transcription export complex. Gene Ontology annotation, biological process: regulation of DNA-templated transcription elongation; signal transduction; mRNA export from nucleus. Gene Ontology annotation, molecular function: protein binding. The transcript is spliced from 17 exons. Lineage: Eukaryota; Metazoa; Chordata; Lepidosauria; Squamata; Phrynosomatidae. The record is from RefSeq and is a predicted model, not a curated record.